Molecule: messenger RNA, 438 nt
Organism: Necator americanus (New World hookworm)
Lineage: Eukaryota; Metazoa; Nematoda; Chromadorea; Rhabditida; Ancylostomatidae
Exons: 1
Coding region: 1-438 (145 amino acids)
Source: RefSeq, a predicted model, not a curated record
AUGCAACUAGCUUUUCUGGACUUUGAAGCCGCGUUCGAGUCUCCUCACCGAGGCCGUCUUCUAAACGCGCUCCGCGCCGAUGGAAUACCAGGUUCGGUCGUUCGCUCGCUUGAUGACAUGAAUCAACGAACAACUGCUGCAGUUCGAACACCAGCCGAAUGUACAACACCGUUUGAAGUGGUAACUGGAGUAAGACAAGGGACAGUGACUGGACCCUUCCUGUUCAAUUUCGCCAUCGACGACAUUAUGCGAAGAACAGUCGACCAGAGUCCUGCCGACAUUGUCUUAGCACCAUCAGGGUGCCCCUUGACUGAUCUCAAGUACGCCGACGAUGUUCUUAUAUUCGCAGAAAGCAGUACGAAACUUCAACAUGUUGUCAACCUUGUAUCGAAGCUGGAUUUUACAUAUGGACUACGCCUGCGCCCUUAUAAUUGUUAG